CCCUGCGGCUGUGCCACCUCGGAGACUCUCCAGACCACCAAGGGCCAGCGGCCUCCUCGGAUUGGCCAGCGACUGCACCCUCACCAUGGGAACGGUGCAGAGAGGUGCUGCAGAGGGUGGGGGACAGUGCGGAUGGCGGCUUUGGUGGUGGGGAUUUUUGAACGCCACAGCGGACUGGACCAGGAGGUUGAAG
This is a messenger RNA of Xyrichtys novacula (pearly razorfish), 193 nucleotides long. NCBI's taxonomy places the organism in Eukaryota, Metazoa, Chordata, Actinopteri, Labriformes, Labridae. The record is from the annotation of a GenBank genome assembly.